CGCCCGCCCGCCCGCUCGCACGCACGCACGCAGUGCCUGCCCUUCGGCGCGCAACGACGGCAGCAGCAUAUGGGACCGUUUGCCAGCCUACGCAUCGCAUCCAGCGCCGCGACCGUCUCCAUCGGGCUGCGGGCAGCAUCACCCGCACAACCUGCGGUGGCUGACUGACAUUGCCAAUACACAAGAUUGACGCCGUCACCAGGCACACCGCGACGAAGCAUCCCCGACCAGCUCGUUUCACCACCACCACUAAGCACACGACUACCCGCGCGGCGACUGCUGCUCUGUCCCGCCUCGCGUCGACGCUUGAUGCCCCGUUUCGCUCGACCUCGACCCCGACCCCAACGCUCAUCGAUCCCGCAGCGUCCAGGCAGUCCGCGGUGGUGGGCAGCCCGCGCGCCGCCUCGCCGGCGCCGACAUCGCCAUGUAUCAGGGCAGCCAAAGACAUGUCUCGGGCGGUGAUCCCACGCGGUCAUUUCAAGUGCCGCCUCCACCGCCCAUGUCUCCUCCCAUGGCUGGCCCUCCCAUGAACAGCAUCAUGAACAUACCGCCGCCGCCGCCGCUGCGGUAUCCGGCCGCCACGUCAGGCGGCUCCGGCGUUGUUCUGCCGCCACCGCCCGGUCCGCCCCCUCCGAGCACCCUUGCUCACCAGCAGUCAUGGCACGGCAACUACGGCCGCAUGUACGACGGCCGUCCCGGCAUCAGCCUGCCGCCGCCGCCGCCGACGGGCCAGCACCAGCCGUACAAUCCCAAGCUGCACGCUCAGAUGGCUGCCGGCCAGACCAUCGCCAUGCCACCUCCUCCCCGCCCGAACGAUGCCAUGAGCAUGAGCGCCACCUACAUCCCGACGGGAGAGACGUAUGGUGAAGGCGUCGGCAUCCCGGGCUUCGGUAUCGACUCUUCGACACAGCAAGCCUCGUGGCAGGCAGCCGCGACACAGGCUGGGCACGACGCCUCGGCCUUCAUGGACGACGCCGCCGCCAGGGACAGAUUCUACGCCGCGCAGCAGAGGGGCUUGUCAAAUGCCUCGAGCGCGGCUUCCAGCAGCACAAUAUCCCCAGAGCUCGCGGCUCAGUGGUCUCUCGACACCGUCCUGCUUUGGCUGGCGCAAAACCAGUUUUCCAAGGACUGGCAGGAGACGUUUAAGGGACUCAACCUCCACGGCGCGCAGUUCCUCGAGCUCGGCAGCCUCCACGGUGGACGCGGCAACUUCGGCAUGAUGCACCAGAAAGUUUACCCGCGGCUGGCCCAGGAGUGUAGCAACAGCGGCACGGGAUGGGAUCAGACCCGAGAGAGAGAAGAGGGCAAGCGCAUGCGCCGUCUCAUACGGAGCAUCGUCACCGGCAAACCCGUCGAUACAUCCAAGAUGACGAGCUCCCACGGUCGCAACCAGUCUGUCAACGCCGGCCAUGCGAGCAGCCUCCCGAGCGCCGGCACCGACCCCAACGACUCCCCCAAUACUUUACAAAGCUCGACCGAGACGGGCUUCCUCUCAAGAAAGUUCUCCCAGACGCGAGCUACUACCCUGCCCACGCUAAACAACAGCACCAUGAGCUCAGACUCCGGACACCGGCUGAACUUGCGGCUGAGCCCGAUCACCAGUGACUUUGAGGGCAGCUUUUGGGGCAUGUCGGCGCGGACAGACAGCCCGAGCGCAAGCCCCGGCCCGCAGCAGGCGCUGUUUCCGUCGGCAACGACCCCGGUGCUCUCAAGCUCCACGCCAGGGUCCGCCAAGUUCGGGCAUCGCUCGCGGAACAGCGCUGACUCGGUCUCAUCCAGCGCGGCCAUUUACGGCUCCGGCGUCCCUGCUGAUGCGGCGGCCAUCCUGGGCCGAGGCUUGAACCUGAGCGAAGCCCUCGCUUCGGGUCGUCACCCCGACGGCCGGGCGAAGCACUCUCCGCUGGAGGCGGGCGACAGAUCGGCGGGCACGGAGCCUCCGGCGUCGGCCAAGGACUCCAAGAGCUUCCUCAGCUUCCUGUCGCGCAAAAAGCGGCAGAAGGAAGAUGAGGCCUUUGCGUCUCCCGAUGACUUUGACUCUCCGGACUCCCCCGUGACCAUGCCGAAGUCGUCGUCGCACCGCGGCGCCAACGGCGGCGAUGCGAACCUCGACCGGCCCGGCUCCAGCUUCGGCGCCCACGAUAAGAACGACUUUGCCUCGCAUCAGCGGGCCAAGCGCGCCAGCGUCGUCCGAACGUAUGUGCUGGCCACCAUGGACCAUUGGAACUAUCGCAUGUGCGACAUUACCGAGGCGGAAUCGGCAGCGGAGAUUCGCCAGGUCAUCUGUGCGAACCUUGGACUCAACAACCACAGCGAUUCCGCAAUCUAUCCCACCGAGCUUGGAAAGUUUGACCAUGCGGAUCCCCUCGACGAUCAGCAGCUGCUCACCAACAAACGCGUCAAGGCAGAUUCGUCCGGGACACUAAAGUUCUUCGUCACCGCAGCCUCUCUGACCGCGAACAGGAAUAGCGGGCCGCAGGCGUCGCUGUCUCCUGGCUACCUUCCUCCGGGAAUGGAUCAGGACGCCUAUGCUCGACUCGAGAGCCGACAACGCUCGAGCUCGUCGCCACCAUCGUCGAGGUCCAACACCAUGUCCGGCAUUGACCAGAAGAGCUUGGAGCAGGAAGCGACAGAGUACCGGGCGGAGAUUGAACGCAAGCAGCGCGAGUAUUUGGAGAAGCGCAAGCAGGCGACUAAAAAAGGGAGCCCGACGGCGCCGGAGACGGCGGCCUUUGGUAUCGUCGGUCGCAACGUCGACUUUGAUCAGCCGCGAAAUUCACCUUUCGAGGACAAGAAACCGGAGCAGCUGUUUCCACAGAGAAAGCCUCCCGCGCCGCCCAGCGACCCCUCUGCCACGCUGAUCAAGGCCAACUCCCUGAGCAGGAGGUCCGGCCACUCCCUGCGGAUGUCCACCGGCAGCACCGACGGCUAUCCCUCGCCGCGCCAUCCGCAGACGAGCAGCGGCGGCCCGGGAGACGAUGCGGCGGACAGAAAAGCCAAAUUUGCUCCACAGGGGUCCGUCGGCGGCAUCGGCGCGGCGCUGGUGGGCAUGGGCAGGAACCUGGGUGCCAUCGGACAGUCAACGGCCAAUGCUCCGAGGAGCGCCUCGAGCCAGAACGUCACGUCCCCGGCGACCGUCUCCAGUGGCGGCAAGCGGCACUCUGGUCAGCGUCCAUCGUCGCCAGGCGACGUCAGCCCAGUCUCUACGCACUCCAGGGCCACGACUUCAACGGAGGGCUCCUCGAAGCGCAAGUCACACGGUCCCGACCUGGAUUUCAAGGACACUGACGUCAGUUUCUCCAACGCCCCGCGGUCCUCGCGGCCUACACAACGGCCGCCGCCAGGCGAUGACAGCGACGACUCCGACGAUGGGUUAUUCGCCAUUCCGCUGGCUGGCAGAAACAAGGGCAAGGCUCCCGCAGGUGGUAGCAGGAGAUCUGACGCGUCCGGCCACGCCCAACGUCCGAGCCUGACGGUCAACACCAGGCCUAGGAGCAAGCAGCUAUCGGUCUCAUUCACCUCCCCGCAGUCCCUCGAGAGUGCGGCCACGGGUGAGAGCAACGACGCUCUGUCCAGCGCGAGGACCGGGGUGGGUUCGCGGAGGACCCCGGCGACCCCAGGGUCUGAGAGCUGGGACUCGGAGGAUAGCAAGAUAAACAGGCGCAAGUCUUUUAUCGAAAAGGACGUGUGGGCGAACCGCCCUCCCACGGACGAUUUGCUCAACAAUCUCGACGACUUCUUCCCGAACCUAGAUCUGGAUCAGCCCGUCCUCGAAGAGGGCUCAGGCGGGGACACGACGGCAUCACCAAGCGGCGACACGGAGGAAAUUGGAGACCAGCGCGGAGCAGCUAUUCCUGCCGUGCCACCUCUGCCAGCCAACACCACGAUGACGGUCCCGGCGGCCGUUCCACCGUCGCGGCAGCCGUCUCUGUAUGGGGACGGAGACACACUGGGAUCGGACGAAUCGACGCUCAAGGCCUCGGAGCGCACAAACGGUGGAGGGCAGUCCGUGGCACAGAGAAGCCUGCGCCGUUCCGGGGGACUGGGCCGCAUGAAGUCCAUUCGCGAGGUGGCUCGCGGUGCACACGAGGCCAACAAGCGAUACACGACGGCGUCGCAGAACCUGGACAAGUCGAGCAUCAUGCGGCGCAAGAGCACCAAGAUGUUCAACGCCAAUAUCGUGCAGAUCCGGCCGGACCAGCGGGGGAGCAUGGUGCUGCCACAAAUUCCGCAAGACACGCUGCCCAAGCGACAGACGACGUUCAGAUGGUUCAAGGGCCAGCUGAUCGGCAAGGGCACUUACGGGCGUGUCUACCUCGGCAUGAACGCCACAACGGGAGAAUUCCUCGCAGUCAAGGAGGUCGAGGUCAAUCCAAAGGCCGCGGCGGGCGACAAGGCCAAGAUGCGGGAGAUGGUGGCGGCGCUGGAUCAGGAGAUCGACACGAUGCAGCAUCUGGACCACGUCAACAUUGUGCAAUACCUGGGGUGCGAGCGCAAGGAGACGAGCAUCAGCAUCUUCCUCGAGUACAUUUCCGGUGGCAGCAUCGGGUCGUGCUUGCGCAAGCACGGCAAGUUUGAGGAAUCGGUCGUGUCAUCGCUCACGCGCCAGACGCUCUCGGGGCUGGCUUACCUGCACCGCGAGGGGAUCCUGCAUCGUGACCUCAAGGCCGACAACAUCCUGCUGGAUCUCGACGGCACGUGCAAAAUCAGCGACUUUGGCAUCUCCAAGAAGACGGACAACAUCUACGGCAACGACAAGACCAACUCGAUGCAGGGCUCCGUGUUCUGGAUGGCGCCCGAGGUCAUCCGCUCUCAGGGCGAGGGUUACAGCGCAAAGGUGGACAUUUGGAGUCUAGGAUGCGUGGUGCUCGAGAUGUUUGCCGGUCGGCGUCCUUGGAGCAAAGAAGAGGCGGUGGGCGCCAUCUACAAAAUUGCCAACGGCGAGACCCCGCCCAUCCCCGAGGACAUUCAGGAGACGAUUGGGCCCCUGGCCGUGGCGUUCAUGAUGGACUGCUUCCAGGUAAACCCGUUUGAUCGGCCAACCGCGGACGUGCUGCUCUCGCAACACCCGUUCUGCGACCUGGAUCCAAGCUACAACUUUUACGACACAGCGCUGUAUCAGAAGAUCAAGGACGCGUACAAUAAACAGUAGUGGGGUCUAGGACGUUGGUGAGCAUCGCCAGCCUUGAACCUUUGACUCGGAGUUGGCUUUUGAGAUACCGUGUCAUCUCGGCGAGCAAAGGAUGCGCAUGACGGGCAGUAGCCGUGGGGAGCUUUUGUGGGAUGCACUGUAGGUUUUGUGUCUAUUUGAGGAGUCAUAUGGUGAAUGGUAUCUGGGAGCGUGGCGCUGGACACGUUUGAUUGCGCUAUGGUAGCUACCUUAUGCAGCCCGCCAUGGCACGAUGGGAGCGACUGCUGGCAAUAUACUGUACGGUACAGUGCAUACUGAAAUCUUUAUCGUCGCCUGGCAGAUGGUUAUAGGGCUCGUCGUGGGCAUAAACUAGCUGCGGUGGCUGCAGGAUGGGUAUCCUAGUUGCGUCCGUCAGUGUCAAGUGGCUAAGCGCAUACGCGCUCUUGUCAUUCAUACGCCCGCCGGCCUCGUUCGACUCUGCUUUUAUGCCGCGG
Purpureocillium takamizusanense is the source of this 5622-nucleotide messenger RNA. It is a transcript of the gene BCK1, whose product is annotated as Mitogen-activated protein kinase kinase kinase. Gene Ontology annotation, molecular function: protein kinase activity; ATP binding. The record is from RefSeq and is a predicted model, not a curated record. Gene Ontology annotation, biological process: protein phosphorylation. The transcript has 3 exons. NCBI's taxonomy places the organism in Eukaryota, Fungi, Ascomycota, Sordariomycetes, Hypocreales, Ophiocordycipitaceae. The coding region runs from base 425 to 5149 and encodes 1574 amino acids.